Messenger RNA from Cydia splendana, 1243 nucleotides. It is a transcript of the gene ytr, whose product is annotated as U4/U6.U5 small nuclear ribonucleoprotein 27 kDa protein. Gene Ontology annotation, cellular component: precatalytic spliceosome. Gene Ontology annotation, biological process: RNA splicing. The transcript has 2 exons. The record is from RefSeq and is a predicted model, not a curated record. Bases 117 to 578 code for a protein of 153 amino acids. NCBI's taxonomy places the organism in Eukaryota, Metazoa, Arthropoda, Insecta, Lepidoptera, Tortricidae.
AACGAAACGCUGCAGCACAUUCUACUAAAAAUGGCGUUCGCGUAGGUUGUGCGUUACUGUUAUCUUUUAGUUUAAUUUCAAAAUUUUAAAACUGUUGACAUAAAACUAAGAGAAAUAUGGGUCGGUCGCCAAGUCCAAGGCGGCGGGAAGAUCGGCUAGAUCGGCGGAGAAACAGAGAUCACGACCGGGACCGGGACCGCGAGAGGCGAAGACAGCGCACGCGAUCCAGGUCUCGCUCCCUAGACCGCAGACGACGCUCGCCGGACCGCAGAAGGUCGCCCUCGCCCGCGAGAAGACGCCGUUCGCGUUCGAUCUCUCCAGGGCCGUCUUCGUCUUUUGUAACUAAAAAGAAGACUUUUGCGGAGCGUCCGAUCGUCACCCCCGCUGAUUUGGAAGGAAAAUCUCCUGAGGAACAAGAAAUGUUGAAAGUUAUGGGGUUUUGCGGCUUCGACACGACAAAAGGUAAGAAAGUCGACGAUAAUGUCGAAGGUGAGGUCCACGUCGUUUUAAAACGAAAGUACCGACAGUACAUGAAUAGGAAAGGAGGUUUCAAUCGACCGUUGGACUUUGUCGCGUAGCACCGACCCGUAUAUGGUUACGCACAAUCUAAUUUCUAUAGAAUUUUCAGUUUUCUCAAGUUUUUUGCGACAUUUUUAAUGUCGUUGUGAUAUUACUGUUGUAUGUGAACACACUAGUUAUCUGGAUGCACAGCUAUGAGCAUAAUCAAUGUCUUAACACAUUCAGUGCCGAAAACCUGACUAUUGGGUAUUUUAUGAUUUAGUUCCCAGGUCGGACAACCCAAUAGUCGGGAUUGUGGCACUACUGCUUUAUAUGACGAAAUUGUUAUGGCCUGGCGCGGACGUCGUUUGGCUGGGUGGCAAUGAAUGUGUUAAAUAUGCUAGUGGUUAUUUCAUAAUGAUAAUAGGAUAUUAACUUUAAUAAUAUAUGAAUGGGAUUAUACUUCCCAUUUUUAUAAAGGUGCAUCCAUACACUGCAGUUAAAUUUUGCGGAGCAACUUGGUAACAUUAGGUAACUUACCCAGUUACUGUUGCACAAUGUUGCACCACAAAAGUUAACUGUGAAGUGGUUGGCUUAAACCAUGAGCUUAGUCCAGCCUGGUCAGUUAUGGAAUGUGGUAUUGUAACUGUUAAAUAACAUACUUGAAUAUUUUUCAUUAUUGCACCUACCAUAUUUUUAAACAGACUUUAGAUAUUGGCAAACAUGCCAGAAGAAAAUUUCAUAA